Molecule: messenger RNA, 1255 nt
Organism: Eutrema salsugineum
Lineage: Eukaryota; Viridiplantae; Streptophyta; Magnoliopsida; Brassicales; Brassicaceae
Product: tryptophan synthase alpha chain, chloroplastic
Exons: 8
Coding region: 124-1065 (313 amino acids)
Biological process (GO): L-tryptophan biosynthetic process
Cellular component (GO): chloroplast; cytosol
Molecular function (GO): tryptophan synthase activity
Source: RefSeq, a predicted model, not a curated record
GGCUGGUAGAUUUCACCUACCACUUUCUUCCAUAUCCCAAACGUGGAAUCGCUGCGACUCCGUUUAUAUAAUACUACUCUCUUCUUCUUCAAACCCGUCUGCACAACACAGAGAACUUUUCCAAUGGCAAUUGCUUUCAAAUCCGGCGUCUGCUUCCUCCAAUCGACAAAACCCCAAAUCGGAUUCCGCCAUUCUUCAUAUUAUCCUGAUUCAUCGCUCUCUCUCAAGAGAUUGACGCCCAUUGCUGCUCUCUCCACCUCUUCUCCCACUCUCGGUCUCGCUGAUACUUUCACGGAGCUCAAAAAACAAGGCAAAGUAGCAUUCAUACCGUACAUCACAGCUGGUGAUCCAGAUCUCUCUACUACUGCAGAAGCAUUGAAAGUUCUUGACGCUUGUGGCUCUGACAUUAUCGAAUUGGGUGUUCCUUACUCUGACCCUUUGGCUGAUGGACCUGUUAUUCAGGCUGCUGCGACUAGGUCUUUGGAGAAGGGAACCAACCUCGAUAACAUCCUUGACAUGUUAGAUAAGGUUGUUCCACAAUUGUCUUGCCCGGUUUCGCUGUUCACUUAUUACAAUCCCAUUCUUAAACGUGGGUUGGGGAAGUUCAUGGCUAGCAUCAGAGAUGUCGGUGUACAAGGACUUGUGGUUCCCGAUGUUCCUCUUGAAGAAACUGAGAUGCUGAGAAAAGAAGCUCUUAACAACAGCAUUGAACUGGUCCUACUCACUACACCAACCACACCAACAGAACGAAUGAAGCGAAUUGUUGAAGCAUCAGAAGGAUUUAUUUACCUUGUGAGCUCAAUCGGUGUGACCGGUGCACGAGCAUCUGUAAGCGGAAAGGUCCAGUCGCUCUUGAAGGAUAUCAAAGAGGCAACAGACAAGCCAGUGGCGGUCGGUUUUGGAAUAUCAAAGCCUGAGCAUGUGAAACAGAUAGCUGGAUGGGGAGCUGAUGGAGUGAUCGUAGGAAGUGCAAUGGUGAAGCUUCUGGGAGAUGCUAAGUCGCCUACGGAAGGGCUUAAGGAGCUUGAAAGUCUCACUAAGUCUCUCACAUCUGCUCUUCUUUGAAAACGACAAAAAAAUAACAAUUGCAUACAGCAUCAUAGAUUGUGUUUUUGUUUUUGCUAAUUAUGAUCGAUGUGUGAUAAAUGAUGUGCAAAACUUUUGAUUCAUUUCAAGUUAUGAUCAAGAUACACAGUCGCUUAAAAAACUUUGAUACAUUGUCAAAGUUAACUCAAUAUGAUUGACUUUAAAUGAA